AUGAAAGCCUGGGGCUCUGUGGUGGUGACCCUCACCAUGCUAAUGGCUGCCACUGUGGAUGCCAAGAUUUAUGAACGCUGUGAGCUGGCAACGAAGCUGGAGAAGGCGGGCCUCGAUGGCUUCAAGGGCUACACCACUGGAGACUGGCUGUGCAUGGCGCACUAUGAGAGUGGCUUUGACACCUCCUUUGUGAACCACAAUCCUGAUGGCAGCAGUGAAUAUGGCAUUUUCCAACUGAACUCCGCCUGGUGGUGUGACAAUGGUGUUACACCCACCCAGAACCUCUGUCACAUGGAGUGUCAUGAACUGCUCAACCGCCAUAUUCUUGAUGACAUCAUGUGUGCCCAGCAGGUAGUGUCCUCACAGGAAGGUAUGAAUGCCUGGGAUUCUUGGAGCCAGCACUGUUCUGGCCAUGACUUAUCUGAAUGGCUCAAGGGGUGUCAUUUGAAUGUAAAACCUGACCCCAAAAGAAUUCAUUCAUGA
This is a messenger RNA of Sus scrofa (pig), 483 nucleotides long. It is a transcript of the gene SPACA5, whose product is annotated as sperm acrosome associated 5. Gene Ontology annotation, molecular function: lysozyme activity. Lineage: Eukaryota; Metazoa; Chordata; Mammalia; Artiodactyla; Suidae. Gene Ontology annotation, cellular component: sperm flagellum; acrosomal vesicle. The record is from RefSeq and is marked provisional. Gene Ontology annotation, biological process: fusion of sperm to egg plasma membrane involved in single fertilization.